AUGUACUCGUUGCAGGCUGGCCCCAUAUGGUCACCGGUAGGGAGCGAAUCCUAUGCUCACGACGUUUACAAGCCUGCGGUAGGCGGCGACUCCUUCUCCCUCCCAGGGCGCCGAGGAGCCCGCGCAUGCGCACAGCUGCACACCGGCCCCGCGGGUCGGGCAGAAAGAGGUGGAGCUCCCGGGGCGCGUGCGUGGCUGCGCGCACGCCCCUCCCACAGCGGGGGCGCGCGGCACGGAGGACCGCACGAAAAGGGGGAAGUCAGGUGGCUGCCGCUGCCGCUGCCGCCGCCGCCGCAAUUUGUCGCCAGAAGAAAGAUGGCGGAUCUAGAGGAGCAGUUGUCUGAUGAGGAGAAGGUAAGAGCUGCGGGGGCGACGGAACACGUCGAUCAGGAGCCCGCAGAGCCCCGGCGUAGCAGUCCGGAGUCUGGCCACCCGGGAGGGGCUUCGCCCAUUGCCUUUGCCCUCGGCUGCCCUUCCUUCCCCGCUUCCUCGCUGCGGUCUAGUGCCUGCCCCUGUCAGUCACCGAGGCCCUGCGCGAAAAAUAAUGUGGGAAACAUCAUAGCUCUUGUUGUUGUUACAGAUGUUCGAUUACUGCUUAACAAUGAUAAUCUUCUCAGGGAAGGAGCAGCCCAUGCAUUUGCACAGUAUAACUUGGACCAGUUUACUCCGGUAAAAAUUGACGGCUGUGAAGAUCAGGUAUUGAUAACAGAACAUGGUGACAUGGGAAAUGGAAAGUUUUUGGAUCCAAAAAACAGAAUCUGUUUCAAAUUUGAUCACCUAAGAAAGGAAGCCACCGAUCCAAGACCCUAUGAAGCAGAAAAUGCAAUUGAGUCAUGGAGAACUUCAGUAGAAACUGCUCUACGUGCUUAUGUAAAAGAACAUUACCCAAAUGGGGUUUGCACUGUUUAUGGUAAAAAAAUAGAUGGACAGCAGACAAUUAUUGCAUGCAUAGAAAGCCAUCAGUUCCAAGCAAAAAACUUUUGGAAUGGUCGUUGGAGGUCCGAGUGGAAGUUUACAAUCACUCCUUCAACCACUCAAGUGGUUGGCAUCUUGAAAAUUCAGGUUCAUUACUAUGAAGAUGGUAAUGUUCAACUAGUGAGUCAUAAAGACAUACAAGAUUCCCUGACAGUGUCUAAUGAGGUGCAAACAGCAAAAGAAUUUAUAAAGAUUGUUGAAGCUGCGGAAAAUGAAUACCAGACUGCCAUCAGUGAGAAUUAUCAGACAAUGUCGGACACUACUUUCAAAGCCUUACGUCGACAGUUGCCAGUUACACGCACUAAGAUUGAUUGGAACAAGAUCCUUAGCUACAAGAUUGGCAAAGAGAUGCAGAAUGCCUAA
Messenger RNA from Chrysochloris asiatica (Cape golden mole), 1338 nucleotides. It is a transcript of the gene CAPZA2, whose product is annotated as capping protein (actin filament) muscle Z-line, alpha 2. The record is from RefSeq and is a predicted model, not a curated record. Lineage: Eukaryota; Metazoa; Chordata; Mammalia; Afrosoricida; Chrysochloridae. The transcript has 9 exons. Gene Ontology annotation, cellular component: F-actin capping protein complex; actin cortical patch. The coding region runs from base 1 to 1338 and encodes 445 amino acids. Gene Ontology annotation, biological process: actin cytoskeleton organization; barbed-end actin filament capping. Gene Ontology annotation, molecular function: actin filament binding.